Messenger RNA from Eutrema salsugineum, 3466 nucleotides. Its product is annotated as nucleolar protein 6. Gene Ontology annotation, biological process: tRNA export from nucleus; rRNA processing. Gene Ontology annotation, cellular component: UTP-C complex; small-subunit processome; CURI complex. The coding region runs from base 142 to 3294 and encodes 1050 amino acids. Lineage: Eukaryota; Viridiplantae; Streptophyta; Magnoliopsida; Brassicales; Brassicaceae. The record is from RefSeq and is a predicted model, not a curated record. The transcript has 26 exons.
AAAAGUUGAAAACUGAAAACCAGCUAAGGGUUUAAGCUCCGAGUUCUUCUUCUUCCUCGCUCAGACGCAAAACCCUAAAUUGCAGAACUUUUCUCAUUCUUUUUUUCUCUUAAACCCAUAUUCAUCGACAAUCCCGUCAAGAUGGAUUCAGAUGCUGUGAGAGACUCUCGUACUCUGAAAGUGAACAACUUGUUAAAAGACAUUCGGAUAGAUUACGGUUCUCUGAGUAAGCCUGUGGACGAUUUCGUCUCGUCGAUUAGAGAAGCUACUGAUGCAAUCCCUGAGGAUAUUAAGGUUACUUCAGAGCUAGCUCCCAGUUUCGUUGGUGACAUUGGGGCUGAUAAAGUGGAUUUCAAUUUUAAGAGGCCAAAUGGUUUUACUGUCUGCGGCAGCUACUCCAUUCGUAGCAUGGCAAAGCCGGAUGCUUCUGUUGAUCUUCUUCUCCACUUGCCUAAGGAAUGUUUCUAUGAGAAGGAUUACAUGAAUCAUCGAUACCAUGUCAAAAGAUGUCUAUAUCUUUGUGUGAUUAGAAAGCAUUUGCUGUCAUCGUCGUCCUUUGAGAAGGUUGAAUGGUCAACUUUACAGAACGAGGCCAGGAAGCCAGUCCUAGUUGUUUACCCUGCUAAGAGACUUGAUCAGUUUCCUGGAUUUUCCAUAAGAAUAAUCCCUUCAGCAACGUCACUGUUUGAUGUUGCAAAGUUGAGUAUGAGCAGAAACAACGUCCGUUCUGUAACUGCAGAUGGUGUCCCGCAGCCCACACCAACUUACAAUUCAAGCAUAUUGGAGGACAUGUUUCUGGAGGAAUAUUCUGAACUUCUGGAGAAAACUUUUUCUGAGUGGAAGGAGUUGGGUGAUGCUUUGAUAUUGCUGAAGAUAUGGGCUCGGCAAAGGAGCUCGAUAUACGUCCAUGAUUGCUUGAAUGGAUUUCUAAUCUCUGUGAUACUAUCAUACCUUGCAACACAUGGAAAAAUUAACAAGUCACUAAACGCAUUGGACAUAUUCAGGGUAACACUGGAUUUCAUAGCCACUUCUAAAUUAUGGGAAAGGGGUUUAUUUUUUCCUCCACAGAGUGAAAAUUGUGUCUCGAAGGAGGAGAAAAUGCUUUUUAGAGAUUUGUUCCCUGUUGUUAUAUGUGAUUCGUCUGCACUUGUGAAUUUGGCUUUCCGGAUGACCAGUGUUGGAUUCCAUGAGCUCCAAGAGGAGGCUUCGUCGACGCUUAAAUGUAUGAAACUCAGAGAUGGAGGAUUCGAGGAGGUUUUUACGACUAAGAUUGACUAUCCUGUUAAGUAUGACCAUUGCAUAAGGUUACACCUAAAAGGGAAAACAGCAGUGUCUAUGUCAGGGUUUUGUUUGGACAAGGAGUGUUGGAGAAUUUAUGAGCAGAAAGUGCAUAGCCUGCUGCAACAAGGACUGGGUGAUAGAGCAAAAUCAAUCCGCGUUAUUUGGAGAAAUACAAAUCAAGAUUGGCAUGUAGAGAGUGGGUUGUCAGUUCUUGACAGAGAACCACUUUUCAUUGGCAUAUCUAUCAGCUCUAUCGAAAAGGCUUUUAGAACAGUCGAUAUCGGGCCAGAUGCUGAAAAUAAGAUUGAGGCACUCAGAUUCCGAAAGUUUUGGGGGGAGAAGUCUGAGUUAAGGAGGUUUAAAGAUGGAAAAAUAGCGGAAAGCACAGUAUGGGAGACUCAGCAGUGGAAAAGGCAUCUUAUCAUGAAACAUAUGAUUGAUUAUAUCUUUAAGAGGCAUCUUUCACUAUCGUCCGUUGAAAUUGUACAAUUAGUGGAUCAACUUGACUUUUCUCUGAUCUAUGGGGAUAAAGACCCAAUAUCUAUAUCUGGAAAUUUGCUUCGAGUCUAUGAAGUUUUCUCGAAGUGCUUGCGUCAGAUCGAAGGCAUACCACUAAAAGUUUCUAGCGUUCAGCCUUUAGACUCAGCUCUUAGGUUCACAUCUGUGUUCCCUCCUGAACCUCACCCAGUGGCUUGCGAAAAAAUUGAUGCUCGAAGACUACAUAAACUUAUGCCAUCUUGCAUACCAACAAUGGAGGUCAUGAUUCAGCUAGAAGGUUCUGGUAACUGGCCCAUGGAUGAUUUGGCAAUUGAGAAAACAAAAUCUGCAUUCCUCCUUAAAAUUGCAGAGAACCUUCAGAACGUUGAGGGGAUACCAUGCACAGCUACUGAGGAUAAUGUUGAUGUUUUCAUGGGUGGUUACGCAUUUCGCCUGAGAAUUUUGCAUGAAAGAGGCCUGAGUUUGGUGAAGAGAGAAAUUGCAGUUGGAGUUGACCCGGUGAGACAUGUUUCCUCUGCCGAUAAAGUGCUUUUCAUUCGCAGUCAACAUGCAAGCAUGAUCAAUGGUUUGCAAGGUCGUUUUCCUAUAUAUGCACCAGUUGCAAGGCUUGCAAAAAGAUGGGUUUCUGCCCAUCUGUUCUCUGGUUGCCUGGCUGAAGAGGCCAUUGAACUUUUGGUUGCACAUGUAUUUUUAACGCCUCUCCCACUUGGUGUUCCUUGCUCCCGCAUCAACGGAUUAUUAAGGUUCUUGCGAUUACUAGCAGACUACGACUGGAUGUUCUAUCCGUUGAUUGUUGACAUAAACAACGACUUUGGCAGAAAUGACGAGAAGGAGAUCAACGAUAACUUCAUGUCAAGUAGAAAGGGCUACGAAGAGGACAGACAAAACAUAAGUUCAGCCAUGUUCUUGGCUGCUCCUUACGACAAGGCAUCAGAAGCAUGGACAACAACUUCACCAAGUUUAUCGGAACAAAAAAGGUUGGUGGCUUAUGCUCGAAGCAGCGCAAAUGUGUUAAGCAAGCUGGUAUUGCAAGAACAUACUGAUUCCGUUCAAUGGGAGUGCCUUUUCAGAACACCCUUAAACAACUAUGACGCAGUUAUUCUUCUCCAUAGAGACAAAUUACCUUACCCACGUCGUCUUAUGUUUCCGUCAGAACUUAACAAAGGGAAGCAUGUAGCACGUGGAAAAGCGAGUACAGCAUUUAAUCCUUUUAUGUUACCUGGAGAUUUGAAGAGGAGCCCUGAGGAGCUUAAGAAGAAGUUAAUGGUGGACUUUGAGCCAACCAAGUGCUUUAUGAGUGGGUUGAAGGAAGAGUUUGGGACGUUGAAGCCGUGGUAUGAUCAUAUAGGAGGCGACGCUAUUGGUUUAACUUGGACUAAACGCAAUUCAAAGAAACGAGAACGAGAUGAAGAGGAAGUGGAAACUAAUCCAAUAGAGAUGUUAAAGGCGGUAGGCGAAAUGGGUAAAGGGCUGGUGAGAGAUAUCUACUUGCUCAAGCCUCCACGCUUUCUCUAAGAUGAAGACAUUGUAAUGUAGUUUCUUACUCAGGGAUCACCCUGGAAAUUUUGUUUUUAAUUUUGUUUUUAAUUUUUUGUUUCUACUUGUUCUAUAUUUGAUAGAAUGUAUCUUUUUUUACGUAAUGGAUAUAAUCUAUUUUAUUAGAAUUCAAAAUGUUUAUCAUUUUUGA